Messenger RNA from Cynocephalus volans (Philippine flying lemur), 2616 nucleotides. RefSeq names its product potassium channel tetramerization domain containing 8 (gene KCTD8). The record is from RefSeq and is a predicted model, not a curated record. Gene Ontology annotation, biological process: protein homooligomerization; regulation of G protein-coupled receptor signaling pathway. Gene Ontology annotation, cellular component: signaling receptor complex. NCBI's taxonomy places the organism in Eukaryota, Metazoa, Chordata, Mammalia, Dermoptera, Cynocephalidae. Bases 393 to 1808 code for a protein of 471 amino acids. The transcript has 2 exons. Gene Ontology annotation, molecular function: protein binding.
CUGCCGGGGCGGCGAGUUUUCUUUGCUCGGGCCCCGCCUCCCGCCCUCCCCGCCGAGAGCCGAGCAGCAGCCCCAGAUCCUCCCGCAAGUCUCUCUCACACUUCCCCGCCGUCGCCCCAAAGGAACAGCCGCUCCUCCCUGCGCCUCCGCCGCCGCCGCGGCUCCUGCAGAGCUCCUCUCCCGCUCCUCGCUUCCUCGAUGGAGCUCGGGCGCCGCCGACGCCGCUGCUGCCCCGAGCCCUGAGCGGGGCCGCCCGGGCCAGAGGAACGCGCCACCCCGCCCAGGCGCACACGGAAGGCCGGGGGCGCGAACGGUGCGGGGCGCGGGCUUCGGCAACGAGAAAGUGCUGCCCUCCCGGUUCACUUGGCAGGCGGCGGCGGGAGGGGGGGACCAUGGCUCUGAAGGACACGGGCAGCGGCGGCAGCACCAUCCUGCCCAUCAGCGAGAUGGUCUCCUCGUCCAGUUCGCCUGGCGCGUCUACAGCCGCCGCCCCGGGAACCUGCGCACUCUCGCCCUUCCCCGAGGUGGUGGAGCUGAACGUGGGCGGCCAGGUCUAUGUGACCAAGCACUCGACGCUGCUCAGCGUCCCGGACAGCACUUUGGCCAGCAUGUUUGCUCCUUCUAGUCCCCGGGGCGGCGCCCGGCGCCGGGGCGAGCUGCCCAGGGACAGCCGCGCGCGCUUCUUCAUCGACCGGGACGGCUUCCUCUUCAGGUACGUGCUGGAUUAUCUACGGGACAAGCAGCUCGCGCUGCCCGAGCACUUCCCCGAGAAGGAGCGGCUCCUGCGCGAGGCCGAAUACUUCCAGCUCACUGACCUGGUCAAGCUGCUGUCGCCCAAGGUCACCAAGCAGAACUCGCUCAACGACGAGGGCUGCCAGAGCGACCUGGAGGACAACGUCUCCCAGGGCAGCAGCGACGCGCUGCUGCUGCGUGGGGCGGCGGCCGCCGCACCCUUGGGCCCCGGAGUUCCAGGCGGCGGCGGCGGCGCGCCGGACAAGCGCUCGGGCUUCCUCACGCUCGGCUACCGCGGCUCCUACACCACAGUGCGCGACAACCAGGCAGACGCCAAGUUCCGGCGUGUGGCGCGCAUCAUGGUGUGCGGGCGCAUCGCGCUGGCCAAGGAGGUCUUCGGGGACACGCUCAACGAGAGCCGCGACCCCGACCGGCAGCCGGAGAAGUACACGUCCCGUUUCUACCUCAAGUUCACCUACUUGGAGCAGGCGUUCGACCGCCUGUCCGAGGCCGGCUUCCACAUGGUGGCGUGUAACUCCUCGGGCACCGCCGCCUUCGUCAACCAGUACCGCGACGACAAGAUCUGGAGCAGCUACACCGAGUACAUCUUCUUCCGACCACCUCAGAAAAUAGUGUCACCUAAACAAGAACAUGAAGAUAGGAAGCACGACAAAGUCACGGAUAAAGGAAGUGAAAGUGGGACUUCUUGUAAUGAGCUGUCCACUUCCAGUUGUGACAGCCACUCAGAGGCGAGCACACCCCAGGACAACCCACCCAAUGCCCAGCAGGCAACCGCUCACCAACCUAACACCUUAACAUUGGAUCGUCCUUCCAAAAAAGCACCCGUGCAAUGGAUGCCCCCACCAGACAAACGCAGAAACAGUGAACUCUUUCAGACACUCAUCAGCAAGUCCCGGGAAACAAACCUUUCCAAAAAGAAAGUCUGUGAGAAGCUAAGUGUGGAGGAAGAAAUGAAAAAGUGUAUUCAGGAUUUUAAAAAAAUCCAUAUUCCAGAUUAUUUUCCAGAGCGCAAACGCCAGUGGCAAUCUGAACUGCUGCAGAAGUACGGGUUAUAGUAAUUCUCACGUUCCUGCAGUAUUUCAGUGACAUUCGAUGUUUACUACAGUGUCACCACCUGACUGAUGUCCUAACAAUAGUCAGUGUGAUUCUUGCUGCUCUUCCUUUUUGUGAACAGUGGAUGUUGGGUAGUAUUUUCUUUCAUUCUUCUGUUGUUAUUGUUUUCAGAAACUUGACAAAAAAGGAAAAAAAAUGAAGCUUAAUAAAUGCGGAACCAAAAUGGUGUAUCUGAUUCAAGCCAUUUUGUAAGAAUGAAGGCAAAAUGUGCAUGAUCAAGAAGCUUAAAAUCUUGAUUUUUGAACUGUGGUCAACUGGACAUGUUUGUCAUUUUGUAACUCACCAAAAACAAAUCAUCAUAUUACAUUAACUAAAAUGAAAAUAUGAAUGAAGCAACAUCAAGAAAAAUUUUGGAUGGUUGUUUUAUGACCUAAAUCCAAAACUGUUUAAAAGUUAAUGCAAUAAAAAAGUAUUAUUUUUGCAUGAUCACAAUGUUACAAAUAAAUCACAAGAAAUAGGGAAGAUCUGUUUGUUGCUUGGAAAGAAAAUAAUUACAAAAAAUAAAGCAAAAAAAUAAAGUUUCAGGCAAAGCCUAUAAUAUAAGCUGUCUAGGAGAUUGAAUUUACUUUGUUCCGGACCUGUGAUUUUUUUGUGUAUGUGUAUGGUGUUUCUGUAUGUUAAGAUGGUGUAAAUAUGCCUUAUACUGUUGUGUUAUAACAUUGACAUUCAUCUAUUAAUGCUACUCAUGAUUAUUUCUGUGAAAUGAGUCUUUUACAUGAGGCUGUGAAAAUUGAUAUAAUGAUGCUCUGA